Nymphaea colorata (pocket water lily) is the source of this 615-nucleotide messenger RNA. RefSeq names its product histone H4. The transcript has a single exon. NCBI's taxonomy places the organism in Eukaryota, Viridiplantae, Streptophyta, Magnoliopsida, Nymphaeales, Nymphaeaceae. Gene Ontology annotation, cellular component: nucleosome. Gene Ontology annotation, biological process: nucleosome assembly. The record is from RefSeq and is a predicted model, not a curated record. Gene Ontology annotation, molecular function: DNA binding; structural constituent of chromatin; protein heterodimerization activity. The coding region runs from base 94 to 405 and encodes 103 amino acids.
GCGACUCCCAUCCAUCGCGAUUCGAGGGCGUUGGUGUUUUCGUCUGCCGUUCUUGGGUGAGAGGAAAAGGUAUCGCCAGAGAGUCGAGGAACGAUGUCAGGACGCGGCAAGGGAGGUAAGGGUUUGGGCAAGGGCGGUGCAAAGAGGCACCGCAAGGUCCUGAGGGAUAACAUCCAGGGCAUCACUAAGCCGGCGAUCCGGCGACUUGCUCGCCGUGGAGGGGUGAAGCGCAUCAGCGGCCUCAUCUACGAGGAGACCAGGGGCGUCCUGAAGAUCUUCCUGGAGAACGUCAUCCGCGACGCUGUGACUUACACGGAGCACGCCCGCCGGAAGACCGUCACCGCCAUGGACGUCGUCUAUGCUCUCAAGAGGCAGGGUCGCACCCUCUACGGUUUCGGUGGUUGAUCGUCUUCAUCUUUCCUAUGGGAGUCGCUGUCUUCAUUAUGGGGUGGUGUUUGCGGCCGUCUUCUUGUUUCUCAUCCGUGGGGGCGUUGGGGAGAUAUGCUUUUUUUGUGUAUAUUGUAGUGAAUUGGAAGGGGAUGCUUUUCCCUUUCUCUUUUCCCCUUCUCUCGAUGUAUACAUAUUGGUGAAAAUCUAAUGGGGUUUUUUCGUUUC